CGUCUUCGGCUCUCCUAUUUUCCUCAAGCACGAGAGCGGAGAGAAGAAGCGGCUCAACGGUGGUGACAUGGCAAGAAGCAGCAGCAUCAUUUAAAGUGCUCGUUUCAUUCCACUGCAGCAACCUGAUGCAGUGAAGGAGCUAUCAAGGCUAUGUACGCGCCUGCUUUGGGUGAAAGCAUGUUGUGGGUUACGCUGCUUAGCACGAUUGCACUCGGAUGGACGACUCCUAUCCCUCUGCUUGAUGAUUCAGAAGAAAUAGACGAGCCUUGCUUUGAGCCCUGCUACUGCGAGGUGAAGGAAGGCCUGUUUCACAUUCAUUGUGACGGCAAAGGAUUUACAAACAUUAGCCAGGUCUCACAGACAUGGCUUAGACCGUUCAAGCUGUACCUGCAGAAAAACUCCUUACGGAAGCUCUACUUCAACAGUUUUCUGCACCUGAACAAUGCAGUGGCCAUUAAUCUGGGCAACAAUGCCCUGCAGGACAUCCAUGUUGGAGCUUUCAACGCUUUGAGCUCGCUGAAGAGAUUGUACCUUCACGAAAACAAGCUGGAAGUCUUUCGGAACGACACGUUUCUUGGACUGGAAAGUUUGGAAUACCUUCAGGCCGACUAUAACGUCAUAAAGAGAAUAGACAGCGGGGCUUUCCGAAAUCUUCACAAACUCAGAGUGCUCAUUCUCAAUGACAAUUUAAUACCCGUGCUACCGGCCUAUCUUUUCAGAUCGGUCUCUCUGACGCACCUCGAUUUGAGAGGCAAUCGACUAAAGACGUUGGCUUACAAAGGGAUUUUGGAAUAUAUUGGUCGCAGCCUCAUGGAGAUCCAGCUGGAGGAGAACCCUUGGAACUGCGUCUGUGAAAUCAUCCAGCUCCAGACCUGGUUGGAGCGGAUACCGUACACCGCGGUUGUUGGAGAGAUCACGUGCGAGUACCCCUUCCACCUCCACGGAAAGGACCUUAGAGAGAUCAAGCGCAGUGAGCUAUGUCCCACGCUGAGCGAAGCAGAGAUCGAGUCGAUUCUAGGCAUCCCGCACUUCCCAUUCUAUACAGCGAGGGUAAGGCCUACAAGGCCGUCAUCCAUAGUCUCCCCAAAUCAAAACACUGUCUCUUCAGUGGAACAAAGAGAGAGAGCACCAAAGCCAACAAAAAGACCCAGGCCCUCGAAGACGCCGCCAACCCCACGCAGCGUGUACCCUAAUCAGCCACCAAUAGCCGGAUAUCAGACACGGCCGCCUAUACCAAUCAUUUGCCCUAUCGGAUGUACCUGUAACUUGCACAUUAAUGACCUUGGUUUGACAGUCAACUGUAAAGAAAACGGGUUUCGGAACAUUUCUGACUUAAUGCCUCGCCCCUUAAAUGCUAAGAAGCUUUACUUAAGCGGAAAUCUCAUUCAGAGAAUUUAUAAGUCGGAUUUUUGGAACUUCUCCAGUCUCGAUUUAUUGCACUUGGGUAACAAUCAGAUAUUUUACGUCCAGGAAGGAGCUUUUGUUAAUCUCCCUAAUUUGAGAAGCCUUUACCUGAAUGGUAAUAACAUUGAGAGGCUAACUCCUGAUAUGUUUCACGGCUUGCAAAAUCUUCGCUAUUUGUAUUUUGAAUACAAUGAAAUAAGAGAAAUCCAACCGGCCGCCUUCAGUUUAAUGUCUUCACUUCAGCUAGUCUUUCUCAACAACAACCUCCUGCGUGCGCUGCCCGUGGGAGCGUUCGCAGGUACAUCGCUGACACGCCUGAAUCUACGUAACAACUAUUUUCAUUGCCUCCCGGUCAGCGGAGUUCUGGAGCACCUGCUUGCUGUCGUCCAAAUCGACCUGAAUCAAAACCCCUGGGAUUGUUCCUGUGACAUCAUUCCUCUGAAAGAGUGGCUGGACACACUGAGCUUAGUGGUCAUAGUCGGAGAGGUGCUGUGCAAGACCCCGGAGCAGGUGUCGGGAAAAGAUUUACGUUCUCUGACUUCAGACGAAAUUUGCCACGAGCUUCGACAGUCUUCGCUGUCUCCAGCCGAGUCGGACGGUGGCCUCUCCACUACGUAUCCCGGGGUGGGCCCGCACCCGCCGAAAGGUGCCAUACCACUGUCUGUUCUCAUUCUCAGCCUGCUGGUUCUGUUCGUGUCUGCCUUCUUCGCCGCUGCGGCUCUUUGCGUGUAUGCUCUUAAAAAGCGUGAUAAGCUCCCCUUUAGGAAGCAAGGGGAAGUGGGCCUGGCAGGCAUUCAGAUGGAAUGUGGAAUAUUCACCGAACAGCCACCCACCUUACCAGAGACUCCUCCCACCAAUCACGUGUACGACAGCAUCGGCGCCCCCUCCUCGCACAUGUGCAGUAACCCGGUUUACAAAAGCAGACCGGAGGAGUCGGGCCACAAGCAUCCUUUCACAGAGACAAAUGAGAGCGGAUCGCAUUACAGAACGCUGAUGGAGAAAGAAAAGGAGUGGAGCAUGGCGAUCUCCAGUUCCCCCAUUAACACUAUCGCCAGCGUUGGAGCACCGUGUAGUGACAUCGCUGGCUUUCAUGAAAACGGAAUACUCUGUCCUACUGUCAUUGACAGCCAGGGUCCCACGCCCAAGGUGGGACUAGUGGACACUCUUUUUGGCACAACCACCCAGUUUAGCAACGUGCCUGACAGGCACACGCACCCACCCUCAGAGUUCCCACAUGCAAAACAGGAUGCCAGACAAAAACAAACGAUCACAACCACCACAGGGACAAGGACAGGAUGUCCUAAUCAAACCCAAAGUGAUUAUCCCGAGCUGAGGGCCAGACUCAAAACAAAGGUGGAUUACAUUGAUAUGCUUGAGAGAUCAUAUCAGUUCUAAGACAUGUCAGAUAUAAGACUGCACAUCCAAAAUGACAAUGGUAAGAUGGAAAAAGAAUGAAUGCCAUGUAAGAUGUACGGUUUUCCCUCAAGUUGCUCUGGAGGAAACCCCUAGUUCGGAUUUUUUUAAAGUGCCUUCAUAAGAGCAGCCAGCAAUGUUGUAAAUGAGUAUUUUUGUAUCACAGUUUUAUUUAUCUAAAAUACGUAGAUUUACAUUGGAAGGGAAGGAAUCGAGUGCUGUUUCGAGAAAUCAACAGCGUUUAAGGGACAAGCUGUAUGUACAAUCGCAGGGCGUGCGGUCUUGUCGUUCAACUUGUUUGCAUCGAGAACUUCUGAGAUAUUUUUAUUUAACCGAAAAUGGUCCUUGGGCAAUAGAGAUGCUGCAGUUAUUGUAUAACUGUUAAGUGCUUUGUUGAAUCUGUAUUUUCAAAUUGAGUAGAUUGUUUUUAUCGGGACUUAUCGAAUGGUUUCAUGGACCAAAAUAAGCUCGAAAACAUGUCGGGAUAUAUUGAUCGUGUGAAAGUAAGUACCUUUUCGUGGUCUGUCUCACAAAAAGGAAAGGACAAAUAUGUGCAUAUAUUUAUUCUUAGAUUUCAGUGUUGCAAUUAUUAUUGUAAGACAUCAUGUUAAAUCAGUGUAUAAUAAUGAUUAUGCCUCUGGUUUAGACUUCCUUGAAAAAACCCACGGAUACAAUAAAGGGUGCUAAACUAA
Messenger RNA from Triplophysa dalaica, 3509 nucleotides. RefSeq names its product SLIT and NTRK-like family, member 3b (gene slitrk3b). Gene Ontology annotation, cellular component: GABA-ergic synapse; postsynaptic density membrane. The transcript is spliced from 2 exons. NCBI's taxonomy places the organism in Eukaryota, Metazoa, Chordata, Actinopteri, Cypriniformes, Nemacheilidae. The record is from RefSeq and is a predicted model, not a curated record. The coding region runs from base 151 to 2799 and encodes 882 amino acids. Gene Ontology annotation, biological process: axonogenesis; positive regulation of synapse assembly; regulation of presynapse assembly. Gene Ontology annotation, molecular function: protein binding.